Molecule: messenger RNA, 396 nt
Organism: Botrytis sinoallii
Lineage: Eukaryota; Fungi; Ascomycota; Leotiomycetes; Helotiales; Sclerotiniaceae
Exons: 2
Coding region: 1-396 (131 amino acids)
Source: RefSeq, a predicted model, not a curated record
AUGUAUUUCAUGAAACUUUCGGUCCUUGCGAUCCUUCCAGUUGGGUUCUGUGCCCCAAUGAAGUCUGUCGCAAUUGCUAGAGAUACCUAUGGAGCCGACGAGAGCGUUGUCUAUCCUGACUACCGCAGAUCGACUAGUGAAGAAUCUGUCGUAUAUCCGGACUAUCGAAGAGAUGCAUCAUCUGACGACGACACACCUAUCAUCUAUCCCGACUAUCGCCGAUCAGCCAGUGACGAUUUCGUCAUUUAUCCAGAUUAUCGCAGAGAUGCAAAGCCUACUAGCGAUGAAUCCAUCAUUUACCCCGACUACCGCAGAGAAGUGGUGGGCAGAGAUGUUGACGCUGCAAAGGAGGAUGGUUCUGUAAUUUACCCAGAUUAUCGCCGAGACAUUGAUUAG